GUGUGCUCAUGUAGCGAGAUCGUAGUGCGAGGUCAGGAGCUCUCUGCCUUCGGCGGACAUAUACGCUCCAAAUUACAACCAGCAUUCCUUUCCGUGGUGAGCGUGGAUAGGGGCGGGUCGCAGAGUCGUGUUUCGCGCUCGCCUGCUAAGGCGCUCCUUACCGUGAUCAACCUCAGAACACUAACCUCCCACCAUGACGAAGCGAACGAAGAAGGCCGGCAUUGUCGGCAAGUAUGGAACGCGGUAUGGCGCCAGUCUGAGGAAGCAGAUCAAGAAGAUCGAAGUGAGCCAGCACUCCAAGUUCUUUUGUGAAUUCUGCGGCAAGUUCUCUGUCAAGAGACAAGCCGUGGGCAUAUGGUCGUGCCCUGAUUGCAGAAAGGUUAAGGCCGGCGGAGCGUACACUCUGAACACAGCGAGUGCGGUGACAGUACGGAGUACCAUGCGGCGCCUGAGAGAGCAGAUCGAGGGAUAGUUCAUCUCGGGAACGCUUUCGGCGGUUACCUUCUCCGUUUCUCGCUUGCAGUCCUGUUAGACAGGUUCAUCGUUUUCGUGGGCAUUCCACGGUAUGAUCAUUUGCGGCUCGCGCAGUUUAUGAGGGAUAACGGCAAGCUAAAGAACCCACGGGGGUUUUCAAGGAUGCGAUUGGAUGAUGGAUUCGGCCCAAGCUGUGGGUCGGUUCUUCCUUGUGAAGAACCCUCUGAUUAGGGUUGCGCGGAGGGAGUGAUGGGGCGACACAGGGAAAUGCAUUUCCACGGGGAACAGGAAAGGGAUUGGGAAUCAGGAGGCAAAGACGAGGCAAUCUGAAGUUGUUAGAUCGCCAGUUUGUGGUUAUGUAUUUGUGGUGUCGGACGGAUCGAGGUAGGGCAGGUGCUGGGUUUUUCGAGGGUUGUUUCUAGACGAAUUACUGCAAUGGUGUACUUGCACAAUGCUACGGCCGACUCUCUUGUUAUGUGUGAUUUAGCAUUUCGUACUUUGAAGUGAAAGUUCUAUCCGCGGUUUAUUGGUUUGGUUGUGAGCUUCUCCCCAAUGCUCUCUUGUGCUUCCUUUGCGUGAUUCCGUUUUGACGUUGCCUCUUAUCUCAACCAUGAACCCUUGUGUACGCCUCUACUUUGCACGCCUAAUUCAGAUGAGGACUUUUCCGUCUGUAUCUGUAUGUACUUCGAGAUGAAGGGCCUCCUGUAUAAGACUUAGUAUGAGUUAGCCCUAAUGUGAUUUUGAAUGAGCAUUUCAGCGCUGUCUUCGAUGUGUGUGUAAUUUGCUUGGGCGGCGUGGCUUUGGGCUCCUAAUGAUUGCGGUACUGGAGCAUGGAAAAGACUCGUGCAUCUCGACAUAACAGCAAUUGAAAUUGAUGGGAGUAAUGAAUCAGCUUUAUAGUU
Molecule: messenger RNA, 1376 nt
Organism: Chara braunii
Lineage: Eukaryota; Viridiplantae; Streptophyta; Charophyceae; Charales; Characeae
Source: the annotation of a GenBank genome assembly